GGACUCACCUCACCCCACCUCCUCAGGGGCGCCCCUUGAGUGGGCCUCCUGUGAGCUCAUCGCACAGGCGAGGAGGAAAUUUAAAGAUCUGCCCCCGCCGCAAGCUGGACGCUUUCCCGGGGCGUUUUCCUCGCGGGCGCGGGGGCCCCCGUCUUCCUGCGCGGAAAGAUGUCCUUCUUUGCCCAACUACCACUGAUGAAGAUAUUUUGGAGUAACUGCUGAAACCGAAUUUUAUUGACUAGAAGACGGUCCAUUUGUUUCACUUCUUUGGUUUUCCCUACUGCUUUGAGCUUUAUUAUUGUAAUGGCUGAAAAACGUGGAAAAUAAAAACAUGCUGUAGUCGUGAACUUUUUUUUUUUUUUUGAGGAAAAAUUAAAGUGCCACACUGAAAGCCAGAAUGGCAUCCAGAGAGAGGCUCUUUGAACUUUGGAUGCUAUAUUGUACAAAGAAAGAUCCAGAUUACCUGAAGCUAUGGUUGGACAAUUUUGUUUCUAGCUAUGAACAAUUCUUAGAUGUUGACUUUGAAAAACUGCCUACCAGGGUAGAUGAUGUACCUCCAGGAAUAUCUUUGCUUCCUGAUAAUAUUCUGCAGGUUCUUAGGAUCCAGCUGCUGCAGUGUGUUCAGAAAAUGGCAGAUGGGUUAGAGGAACAACAACAAGCCUUGUCAGUUUUACUUGUCAAGUUCUUCAUUAUUCUUUGCAGAAAUCUGUCUAAUGUGGAAGAAAUUGGGACUUGCUCAUACAUUAAUCAUGUCAUCACUAUGACUACACUCUAUAUACAACAAUUAAAAAGCAAAAAAAAAGAGAAGGAAUUGGCAGAUCAGACAUCUAUUGAAGAAUUUGUGAUCCAUGCAUUGGCAUUUUGUGAAAGUUUGUAUGAUCCUUAUCGGAAUUGGAGGCAUAGAAUUUCAGGACGAAUCCUUAGUACUGUGGAAAGAAGUAGACAGAAAUAUAAACCAGCUUCUCUCACAGUGGAAUUUGUCCCUUUCUUCUAUCAAUGUUUUCAGGAAAGUGAACAUCUCAAGGAAAGUCUUAAGUGUUGCUUAUUGCAUCUCUUUGGAGCCAUUGUAGCUGGUGGACAGAGGAAUGCUUUGCAAGCUAUUUCUCCAGCCACCAUGGAAGUUCUUAUGAGAGUUUUGGCAGAUUGUGACUCCUGGGAGGAUGGAAAUCCUAAAGAAGUGGGAAGGAAGGUAGAACUUACUCUGAAGUGCCUUACAGAAGUAGUACAUAUCCUUCUCACUAGUAGCUCUGACCAGCGUCAAGUGGAAACCAGCACUAUUCUGGAAAACUAUUUUAAAUUGCUGAAUUCAGAUCAUUCAGCUUUACCUAAUCAAAGGAGGUCCAGACAGUGGGAAAACCGAUUCAUAUCCCUGCAGAUCAAAAUGCUGAAUACCAUCACAGCUAUGCUAGAUUGUACAGAUAGGCCUGUUCUUCAGGCCAUUUUUCUUAAUAGUAAUUGUUUUGAACAUCUCAUACGACUGCUACAAAACUGCAAGCUAUUUUUAAAUGCUAACAAUAAGGUGGCAGACAAGAACGAGAAAGACCUUGCCAACAAAUUACUGACAGAAAUGAAUGAGGACCAGGUGUUUCAGGGACAGUUGGAUUGUUUGGCUGUAUCGACUAUUCAGGCUUUGACAGCAGUGAUGAACAAAUCUCCAGCUGCAAAGGAAGUAUUUAAAGAAAGAAUUGGUUAUACACAUCUGUUUGAAGUAUUAAAAUCCCUGGGUCAGCCACCAUUGGAACUACUUAAAGAACUUAUGAAUAUGGCUGUAGAGGGUGAUCACACCUCCGUUGGAAUUUUGGGCAUUAGUAAUGUCCAGCCUCUCUUGCUUCUUAUCCAGUGGCUUCCAGAGUUAGAGUCCCAUGACCUGCAAAUCUUCAUUUCUGAUUGGCUGAAAAGAAUUUGCUGUAUCAAUAGGCAGAGCCGAAAUACUUGUGUCAAUGCUAACAUGGGAAUUCAAAUCAUUGAAACACUUGAUUCCCAUUCUUCCCUCCAUCGAACUUGUGCUGAGAACUUGAUUGCACUCCAUGGUUCCUUGGGGAGUCAGUCAGUGAGCUCAGAAGAAAUCCGUCGACUAUUAAGAUUACUGAGAGUGGAUGAAUCUGAGUAUAUUCACCCUUACACCAUUCCUGUGACUCGAGCAAUCCUGACAAUGGCCCGAAAACAAAGUCUAGAGAAUGCACUGCAGUAUUUUAAUUUGUCACACAGUAUGGCAGGAAUUUCUGUGCCUUGCAUACAGAAAUGGCCAGGGUCUGCCUUUUCUUUCAAUGCUUGGAUUUGCUUAGAUCAGGAUCAGCUGAUGCUUGGCAAUGCUAACAAAGGAGGAAAAAGAAAACAGUUGUACAGCUUUUUUACAGGAAGUGGCAUGGGUUUUGAAGCUUUUAUUACCCAUUCAGGUAUGUUGGUUGUGGCAGUAUGUACAAAAAGAGAAUAUGCAACAGUUAUGCUUCCUGACCACAGUUUCUGUGAUUCCCUUUGGCACAACAUAACCAUUGUUCACAUGCCUGGAAAAAGGCCCUUUGGUCAAAGUCUUAUCUACAUCUAUGACAAUGGACAGCAGAAGGUGUCUGCCCCUCUAAAAUUUCCUGCCAUGAAUGAACCUUUUAUUUCCUGCUGCAUUGGUUCAGCUGGGCAAAGAACUACCACUCCUCCACCAUCCCAAAUCCCAGAUCCUCCUUUUUCUUCUCCUAUUACGCCACAUCGGACAUCAUUUGGUGGAAUUCUAUCAUCAGCCUCCUGGGGAGGAACAACUGAAAAAUCAAAAUUGGUUUCUAAGUUGAUAUCGGCUGGAACCCAAGACAGUGAAUGGGGUUGUCCCACAUCUCUGGAGGGUCAGCUAGGGUCUGUUAUCAUUUUCUAUGAAGCACUACAGCCUCCUCAGGUGAAAGCAUUAUAUUUGGCAGGUCCAAACUGUUUAAGCCCUUGGAAAUUUCAAGAGUCAGAUAUGAUUGAUCUACCGGGCAAUGUCCUCCUUCACUACACUGCAAAGGCCUGCAAAAAUUCAAUCUGUCUUGACUUGUCUGCUAAUUGUUUGCAUGGACGGUUAACAGGAAACAAGGUAGUGAACUGGGACAUUAAGGACAUCAUAAGCUGCAUAGGUGGAUUAAAUGUACUCUUUCCUCUUUUGGAACAAUUAAGCCACUUCAGUGAAGGACACAUUCCUGAGGGAGUGAAUGAAAGCACAGUUUCUGAACUGAUAACACCUGUAGAAGGAGACUGGGUGAUGCUGACCUCCACAAAGGCAUCAGAGUCAAGACUAGAGAGAAAUUUAAUUGCAACAUUUAUUCUGAUUGUUAAACACCUCAUUCAAAGACAUCCUAUUAACCAGGACAAUCUUAGUCAUGCCCAUGGAGUUGCCGUUCUUGGUGCGUUACUUCAGAAGGUGCCAGCUACCUUGAUGGAUGUUAAUGUAUUGAUGGCAGUCCAAUUAUUAAUUGAACAGGUGUCAUUGGAGAAAAAUGCGCAGCUCCUGCAACAAAUGUAUCAGUAUUUACUUUUUGACUUUCGUAUUUGGAACCAUGGAGAUUUUCCCUUUCGAAUUGGUCAUAUACAGUAUCUUUCCACCAUCAUUAAAGAUAGCAGGAGAGUUUUCCGAAAGAAGUAUGGUGUACAAUUUCUUCUAGAUACGCUUAGGAUUUACUAUGGGAGUGAUUGUAAAUAUAGUGAGCUGUUUCUAGAUGAUAUUCGAACAAUAAGGACGUCUUUGUAUGGACUAAUUAAAUAUUUUCUGUGCAAAGGUGGGACUCAUGAAGAGAUACAAAGUAUUAUGGGUUACAUAGCUGCUAUCAAUGAAGAAGAACAGCUCUUUGGAAUUUUGGAUGUACUCUUCAACCUUCUACGUACCAGCCCAACCAGAGGUCAGCUUUUCUUACUGCUGUUUGAACCAGGAAAUGCUGACAUACUUUAUUCCUUGCUCUUAAAUCAGAAGUACUCUGACAAACUAAGAGAAAUCAUUUUUAAGGUUUUGGAACAAAUGUUGAAGUGCACUAAUGUUUAUGAACGAAGUAAACAACGUAUUCGACUCAGAGAAGUUGGCUACUCAGGAUUGGGACUCCUUCUUAAUGAAACACCUGUCAAUACGUCUCUCAUGAAAAACCUCACCAAUCAAAUCAUAAGUACAGAACCUGUUAUUAAUUUCAAAGAUUUGUUAUCUGUGGUGUAUAUAUCUCACCGAGCAUAUAUAAAUGUUAGAGUGGUCAUCUGCAGAAAGGUUUUACAGAUUUUAAAGUCCCAACCAGAUGCAGCACACCAAAUAUCUCAACAAGUUGGCUGGCAAGACACUUUAGUUAGACUUUUUAUAAAAGCAAAUUUUGAAAGUGGAGAUACUCUUCAUAAGCAUAGUAGGACUAUUUUAAUGAAAGACAAUGAUAAAAAUGUAUCAACUGAAGAUAUCAAGAGUAACUUUGAUGAAAAGACAGAUGAAGAAAAAAUGAACUCUUUUGCCUCAGCUCAUUUAUCUUCAGAUCAAUGGAGUUUGGAGGAUAGACAUUCUCUUGACUCAAACGUACCAUUAUUUCAAGAAGAUAGCUCUGUGGGAGAAUUAUCUUUCAAAUCAGAGAAUCAAGAAGAAUUCUGGCAUAAUAACCAUUCACAUUUAAGUUUAGAUCUCAGUGGAAUUGACUCAUGUGAACUGAGUGACAGUGGAAAUCAAAUGCCAGAUAGCCUGCCUAGCACUCCAUCCCCAAUAGAAUCUAUUAAAUCAUUUUCUGUGCAGUCUGACAAAGAAAACAGCAUCACAAAUGAUACAGACUUGAGUGAUGACUUCUCUUUGCUUGAAAGCCAAGAGAAAUAUGAAGAGGAGCUUAUUCAAUUAUUGACAAGUAUUUUGCAUUGUGUAAUGUGUAAAGGACUAGAAAAGUCUGAUGAUGAUACUUGGAUUGAACGGGGACAAGUGUUUUCGGCACUAACUAAACCAGGAGUCUCCAGUGAGUUACUUCGACCAGCAGAUGAAAUAAAACUAAUUUUGUUACAGAAGAUGUUAGAAUGGGCAGUCACAGAAAACAGAGAAGCAAAAACUAAUCCAGUGACUGCUGAAAAUGCCUUCCGACUUAUGCUGAUCAUACAGGACUUUCUGCAGUCAGAAGGACUUGUUAAUUCAAACAUGUGGACUGAGAAGCUUUUCGAGGAUAUGAUGCUGCUCUUUGAUGGUCUGUCCAUUUGGUAUUCUGAAAGUCCAGAAUGGGUAAAACUCUCUCAGAUUCAAGUCCAGUUGCUUCUUGGAUUCAUUGGAAGGGGUAAUUUGCAGGUUUGCGCAAUGGCAUCAGCUAAGCUAAAUACCCUUCUUCAGACCAAAGUGAUUGAAAAUCAGGAGGAAGCCUGUUACAUUUUAGGGAAGUUGGAGCAUGUCCUCAGUCAGUCAAUCAAGGAACAGACUGAAAUCUACUCAUUUCUGAUUCCCCUUAUCCGUACCCUGGUUUCCAAAAUUUAUGAGCUGCUCUUCAUGAACUUGCAUCUGCCAUCUUUACCUAUUUCUAAUGGAAGUGCCUCAUUUUUUGAAGAUUUUCAGGAAUACUGCAAUUCAAAUGAAUGGCAGGUUUACAUUGAAAAAUAUAUUGUACCUUAUAUGAAGCAGUAUGAAACACAUACAUUUUGUGAUGGUCAUGAGAACAUGGCACUUUAUUGGAAGGAUUGUUAUGAAGCCUUAAUGGUGAAUAUGCAUAAACGAGAUCGGGAAGGAGGAGAAAGCAAACUCAAGUUUCAGGAAUUUUUUGUGGUGCCAUUUAAUCGAAAAGCACGUCAAGAGAACUUGAGGUACAACAAUAUGCUUAAACAACUUAGCAGUCAACACUUGGUGACUCUGAGACACUGGAAAGCAAUAAAGCUCUAUCUUACAUGUGAGAGGGGACCUUGGGCUGAAAGGAAACAACAUGCAAUUCACUGGAAACUAGCUAGUGUGGAAAAUUAUUCCCGCAUGAGACUUAAAUUGGUACCGAAUUAUAACUUCAAAUCCCACAAUGAAGCUAGCGCUUUGAGAGAUAAUCUAGGUGUUCAACACUCACAGCCUUCCAGUGAUUCUUUGCUUUUGGAAGUAGUGAAACAAGUAAAAGUUAGUGAUAUGGAGGAAGAUAAAUUAGACCUUCCUGAAGAGGAAAUAACCAAAGCAAAUAAUGAUGAGAAAGAAGAACAAGAUCAAAAAGAAAAAUUAGUGUUGUCAGAAGACUGUGAACUCAUUACAAUAAUUGAUAUAAUUCCUGGCAGACUGGAAAUCACUACUCAGCACAUUUACUUUCAUGAUGGCAGCAUUGAAAAAGAAGAUGGAGCAGGCUUUGAUUUCAAGUGGCCUCAUUCUCAGGUUCGAGAGAUUCACUUGCGGCGUUACAACUUAAGGAGAUCAGCCCUUGAAAUUUUUCAUGUUGACCAAUCCAACUACUUUCUUAAUUUCAAAAAAGAGGUCAGAAACAAAGUAUAUAGUAGACUCUUGUCCCUUCAUUCUCCAAAUAGUUAUGGAACUAGGUCACCACAGGAGUUAUUCAAAGCGUCAGGCCUGACACAGAAAUGGGUAAACAGAGAGAUAUCAAAUUUUGACUACCUCAUUCAAUUAAAUACAAUGGCAGGACGAACCUAUAAUGACCUUGCGCAGUAUCCUGUGUUUCCCUGGAUUUUACAAGAUUAUACUUCAGAAGAGUUGGACCUUAAUGACCCAGCAGUAUUUCGAGAUCUUUCCAAACCAAUUGGAGUUGUUAAUGAUAAAAAUGCCAAAGCGAUGAGGGAAAAAUAUGAAAAUUUUGAGGAUCCUAUGGGAACUAUUGAUAAAUUUCAUUAUGGUACUCACUAUUCAAAUUCUGCUGGAGUCAUGCACUACCUUAUUCGUACAGAACCAUUCACCACUCUCCACGUCCAGCUUCAGAGUGGAAGGUUUGACUGUGCAGAUCGACAGUUCCAUUCCAUCCCUGCUACCUGGCAGACUUUAAUGGACAAUCCAUAUGAUGUGAAGGAACUUAUCCCUGAAUUCUUCUAUUUCCCAGAAUUUUUGGAAAAUCAGAAUAACUUUAACCUUGGUCGUCUGCAAGUUUCCAAAGAACAAGUAAAUGAUGUCAUACUCCCCAAAUGGGCUAAGUCAGCUGAAGAUUUCAUCUAUAAACAUAGGAAAGCUCUGGAGUCUGAAUAUGUUUCUGCUCAUCUUCAUGAAUGGAUAGAUCUGAUUUUUGGCUAUAAACAGAGAGGGCCAGCUGCAGUGGAGGCACUUAAUGUUUUCUAUUACUGUAGUUAUGAAGGAGCUGUGGAUCUGGAUGCCUUAACAGAUGAGAAGGAAAGAAAAGCCUUAGAAGGGAUGAUUAAUAAUUUUGGGCAAACACCUUGUCAGCUGUUAAAGGAUCCACACCCUCCUAGAUUAUCAGCAGAGGAAGCAUCGCAGAAGCAGACCAAAACAGACACUUCAACUGUAAACCUAUUUCAACACCUCUCUGAACUCAAGUCAUUUUUUAUAGAGGGAAUUAGUGAUGGCAUUCCGAUAAUAAAGGCCAUUGUCCCCAAAAAUCAGUCUCGUUCUUUUAUGUCUCAAGGCAGUCCUGAGUUACUGGUAACAGUAAGCAUGAAUUAUGUUAUUGGGACACAUGGAUGGCUGCCUUAUGACAGAAACAUUUCUAAUUACUUUACAUUCUUCAAAGAUCAAUCUGUGACAAAUCCAAAAACUCAGCGUAGUAUGAAUGGUCCUUUUGCUCCAGGACUGGAGAUUACUUCUAAGCUAUUUAUAGUAUCACAUGAUGCAAAGUUGCUUUUCAGUGCUGGACACUGGGAUAAUAGCAUUCAAGUGAUGUCACUUACAAAAGGCAAAGUUAUUUCACACAAUAUCAGACAUAUGGAUAUUGUGACUUGUUUAGCUACAGAUUACUGUGGCAUACAUUUGAUUUCUGGAUCAAGAGAUACUACAUGUAUGAUAUGGCAAAUAACACAACAGGGAGGUGUUCCUGUGGGCUUAGCAUCUAAACCCUUUCAGAUCCUAUAUGGACACACUGAUGAGGUCUUGAGCGUCUGCAUCAGCACUGAGCUAGACAUGGCAGUGUCAGGAUCAAGGGAUGGCACGGUUAUUAUACAUACCAUUCAGAAGGGUCAGUACAUGAGGACUUUACGACCACCUUGUGAAAGUUCUCUACUCCUGACCAUUCCCAAUUUGGCCAUAUCUUGGGAUGGACAUAUAGUCAUUUACUCCAGCAUUGAAGAAAAAACAACCCUCAAGGAUAAGAAUGCAUUGCAUCUGUAUUCUGUAAAUGGCAAGUAUCUAGGGUCUCAAACCCUGAUGGAACAAGUAUCAGAUAUAUGUGUAAUUGGAGAACACAUUGUUUUGGGCAGCUUACAAGGAUUCCUGUCCAUAAGAGAUCUUCACAGCUUGAAUCUCAGCAUCAACCCAUUAUCCAUGAGAGUGCCUAUCCACUGUAUAUGUGUAACCAAGGAAUACAGCCAUAUUCUUGUAGGAUUAGAAGAUGGCAAAUUGAUUGUAGUGGGUGUCGGGAAACCAGCAGAGGUGCGAACAGGUCAGCUUUCUCGAAAAUUCUGGGGAACUAACAAGCGACUAAGCCAGAUAUCAGCUGGAGAAACUGAAUAUAAUACCCAAGAUUCCAUGUGAUUGUUCCCCUCUCUGUCAUGGAUGACUGAAAUUUUAUUUAUUGCUUUAUCACUUUAACCACAUCUCUCAACUUUCUGAGAUGUUUUAGGGCUUUUAUCCCUGAAAGUCAUUUAGCGAUUACCAAAAUUUGUAUGGUUUAUGUAUAAGGAGGUAGCUUAUAUUAUUAUCCACCUAAAACAAUUCUGGUUAACAUUGAAUUAAAUUUCACCUUAUUAACUAAUUUUCAGUUUUUACUACAGUGAAUUUGAUGAAAGUAUUGAUUAGCUUUAGUGGUCUAUUCCUACAGAUUGGGUCCAUAUUUAAAAGAAAACUUCUAAAAAGAAAGAAAUUAGAUUUAAUUGCUAAUUAUUAUAAAUAGCAAAAUUUAAAGUAUUUCUAUGAAAGAGUACAGAUAAUCGGACAGUUGAGAGACAUGGCUUUUUAAUACAUUCUUUAAUCAUUUUUCUAUUUAUUGAACGUCAUAUUAAAAAUACGUCAAUUCACUUGUGGAAAUCCUGAUCGGAGGUAAUAGUUUAAAGGUAUCUAUUGUAUACUUGGAUUUUCAAACUCAGUAUAAAUCCCAGCUUUUCAUGAUGUUAAAAUGAUGUUAAACUGGUACAUUGGUUCAUUCCGCUACUACUUAACACAUUACUAAUGAGAACUUACUGAUAUGUAUAUAUUAUCCUUAGUAAAGGUUGAUAACAAUAAGAGACACUAGAUGUACAUUUUCAGAUGUUUUCCACUAAACAGUAUAAGUUAAAAUGAUGAUUAUGAUGAUUAUUAGUUAAAAUUAUGAUUUUGAGAAUAGUGUCCUUUUAGUAGCAUUGUCUGCAAAGUUUGAAGUUUCUCACCUUGUUUUUAACUAAGCAAAUAUUAUGUUUCCCCCCAAUAAUUUUAUGUUAGCAAUAAUAGCCAAGUAUAUUAAAGUUAUACCAGGGACUUCCAUGUGAUUGAUGAAUGAAUUGAAAAAGUAUGCAUAACUUAAGCUAGUCAUUAAUAUAUUAGCUAGUCAUUAAUAUAAAAUAUUUUUAUUUCAUGAUAUAUAUAGCUUUUAGUUUGUAAUUAUUGUAUAUAGCAUUGUGUUACAUUAUGCUUUAUUAUUCAAGAUAUUAAAAUUAAAAUGCUGAUUUAUUUGGGAUUCAAAGAGAUCUUUUGCUAUAGUGCUUCUCAUAAGAUCAUCUUUUGAGUUAGGUCAUGGAGCUUUUAAUAACUAGGUGUCCAAAGUUGGAGAUUUCAUGGGUAUAAAGAAGUUCAAGAAUCCCCUGACAUUGUGUGGAAAUUCUGUAUGUUAACUGCAUUUUUUUCAGGACUUGAAUGGUUAUAUUGUCUUCUUUAAAAGAUCUAUGACCAGGGGAGGGAUGAAAAACUUUUUAUCAUAACAUCUUCUUUUCACAUUAUUCUCUUUUAUUCCAUAACUCAUAGCUAUCUUUACAUCUCAGUUGAGUCUUUGAGAAUUUUAUCUUUGUAGUUCUUUCUCAUUUCCCAGCUUUUCUUUAUAAUCCUGUGAGUAAAACAUCUAUUUCAGUUGAUGAAUAUAGUAUCUCAACUUGAAUAUUAUAAAAUCUUUUGUCUUUGCUGAACUUUUCAUCUGCUUUUGCUUCUUGACACUUGUGAUGAUAGAAAUAAAAACUUCAACAUUCCCAUAAUGGGAGAUAUUUAUACUAAGACAAUGAUUUUACUUUCGUACAGUGAAAUCAAGUAUUAAUAUAUAAUAUAUAAAUUUGCAUAAUGUUAUUUGUCAAAUAUGUUUCAAUUAAAAAAACACAUUAUAGCUAUGCUCAGAGAAUAGGGAAGCUUUCUAAGAUUUUCUUCAACUCUUCACCAGUCAGUAAAUAAUGUCAUUACUAAAAAAACAGGUCUAGGCAUGAAAAUUAGGAAAGUAUAUAAAAAUAAAGGUGGGCCCUUGGUUUAAAGUCUUUCAAACCUGUGAAACUCAUGUCAUCUACGAGUAAAUUUCUACCAAUUUCCUUUGGGUCACAGUGCUUUAUUGAGGUCAAAUAAUCUUUUUGUAAGAGAGAAAAUGCCAAAUAUUCAUUUGGCAUUAGCAAGGAACAUCAAAACAGCGGUGAACCUUCCUGUUUUCUUUAUGUAAGUCAUAUAAAAAUUAUUCUUAAUGAACUAGUUUUAGAAAUUAGUUUUCUGCUUUUGAAAAAGGGAAUGGGUGUGUCUUCAUAAUUAAUUAAAAUUUGGAUUUGAAGAUUGAAUCUUAACCUAAGACAUUUUAAAUUUUGGUUAAGCGGGAGUAGGCAGAAAAAAAUUGUUAACACCAGAUUUUAUUUAAUGAUUAUAGCCUCAUGACCUUUAACCUUUAUAUGUAUUUUAUAUUGUUACUGAAGGAAUCACUAAUGGAAAUCUUUUAAUUGAAUUUAAGAGUUUAGCUCCUGUUUAUAUAUAUGUAAAUAAUGAGUAGCAUUAUCUUUAUCACCUUUUCAAUGAAAAGAUGUAAGUGCAUAAACUUUAUUAAAUAUAAAUAUCACAUAAAUAUUAAAUAAUAUCAUAUAUGUAUGAUAUGGAUAUGUCUGUGUGAAGUUUGGUCUCUUCAAAUAGACCAUUAAACUUGUCUUCUAUAAAUAAGUUCUCAAGCCUUUCGUUAGGAUAUAGUUACUGAUUUACGAAAUGAAAGAUUCUUUUUCAUUUUAUCUCUAAUCUGUUGUUUUCCUUUAUCAGUCAUACUUACAGCCUGUACUAGUUCCUUUUCCUCCGUCAAUUGAAACUGUAAGUGACCAAUCUUAAACAUUUUUACCCCCUCAACAAAUACCCAUUCUCAAUAUUAUUUUUGCCUAAUUUUUAUACAUACUGGGCAUUCAAUUUGAUUUAAAUGUGAUCCCAUCUAGAACAUUGUUGUGGGGAAUUUUCCUAUGUUAGAGUCCUGGUGGUACUUUUUCCUAUGGUAGAGUCCUGGUGUUGUUCUAUAGCCAACAACAAUAUAAUGUUAUAUCCAUCAUCAUUUCAAUAUUCUUAAAAUGUUUACCAUAACCUACUUUAAUUUGAACCUAGCAAUUUCUAGGCCAUUGGUUCUUAAUUGAGAUUAUAGAUCUGAUGUGUUCAUGAAGUUUUGUCCAGGCACUAUUCUGGACUUUCUGAAUCUCAUUACUUGCUACUUAAUGUAAAAAAUAUUAUGUCUCAGGACUAUUAUGUUAAAUCUUAAAAUAUUUCCCUUUAUAGAAAUUAUAUCCAUCCACUUAUAUAAGUCAUAUUUAAUAUUCACAUAUUUAAAUAGAUAUGUUUAAUCAUUAUCUUUAAAGGCAUUUGUCGAAUAUUUGCUGAGACUGAUUUUAUUAUCUUUGUUAUGAACAUCCUAGAAAAAAUCCAAAUUCCUUUUCAGUCAAGUAAUUCUUUCUCUGGAGAUGUUUCAUGCUUGAAAACUAUAAUUACUAUUUUCCUCAAAAGGAGUAUAUCUAUUUGAUUUUAGUAGUUUCUGGUGACUAUCACUGAUUACUUUGUACAUUCUAAUUAGGUAACAUUUUUAAGUACUAAUAAAAAACAUGAAUAAUAAAAUGCUAGAUUUAAAGCAUCAAAUUAGGUCUCUUGUGGCCUUAAAGCAACUAAACAAUAGAGUUUUCCUAAUUAAAAAUUAGGGAUAAAUUUCCCAAGUACUUCUGAUAACUUUUGUAGGUGUAGCUUCUGUAUGAAAAUAAUCUUGCAUAUGAAAAUUUAUAGAAGAUAAAGCAUUAACAUUUAAGAUAUUUAGGCCCAUAUUGGAAAUGAUUCAACUUCUAUAUUCAAAAUAUAAGGUCAAACUAGAUUAUAGAAGUUACACGAUUUUCUUCAGUAUAAAAACCUUGUAUAAAAGCGCUAUAUAAUCAGAUAUUUUUUUGUAGACUAUAGAAAUUCAUGUAAGACACUUCUUCAGAUUAUCUCACUUGUCGCAAGUGGGUAAUUUCUAAACACAAUGCAGAAUGUUGAUCUGUGAAGCUAAUGACAUUAAUGAAAAGUAAAAGGACAGAUACAACUGUAUUAACUUUUGUUUAAAUGCCUAUAAUCUUAUGAACUGAAAUUUCAGAAAGAAAAAACAAGUUAAAAAGUCACCAUGUCAAUAUUUUUUUCCAUGAUAUAAUUUCAUUAUGUUUCCUUUGAAACUUACUUUGCAGACUUUACUACAAUAAUAAUGCAAUUUUGUUAUUGAAAGAAUCACCCAUUCAUAUUUUAAAGUUGACUGUUAGUAAAGUAUUAGGGGAAUAUGGGUGUGUGUGUGUGUGUGUGUUCACUUAUAUGAUUUCUGCCUCAUUAUUUAAGAUUCAUAACUACUUUUGAGCUAUACAAUAAGCUAUUUGUAAUACUAUUACAAUGUAGUAUUUUAAUUUGAGAAUAAGAAAACAAGUUAAUUUAUCUGGACUUAAAAAUAAAACUUAAAACUUUUCUUGAGUAAAAUAUAAGAUUUUUAUAAAGAAAACUUAUUCCUAUUAGACCUCAAUUUUUAUUUUGAUAAAUUUCAAUACUUAGGAUAUAUUAAAACUAGAGUUUCUCUGGUAGCCAGAGACUAAUCUAUUUUUGAUAUUUUUUUCUCUUAGAAACAUUUUCUUACACUAAACCAUGUAUUUUAAAUUUAUUUAAUUAUGUAGUUUCUAUACUUUCCCAAAAUGUUAUUUGAAAGUAGACCUUACUGUUAAAGAUACUAUAUUUUAAACCUUUUCCCCCAUUCUACUAUUUACCGGUCUCUAUGAUUCAUAAAUAACACCAAAAUUUUUUGUGGCUACUGUUUAUUUGAUAGUUUACAUAAAAAAGAAAAAUUUUUAGAAAACCUUAUCACUGGUCUGUUCUUCGAAACACCUAGCAAGUAUGAUUUUUCUUCUCCUAACUGUUUGCUUUUAUAGAAUUGGAGUGACAGCUUUAGUGAAAGAGUAAUCAGAGUUCUAGCCAGGUGGUCAUUUUCUGUCAGAUGCAUUGCUAUAGAAGUAGAUCCAUUAAUACCAUAAAAUAGCAAACCAAAUGAUCUGUCUCUUUUGUCAGUUUUUCUGGGACCCAGAUUAAAUAAUGUUAUCCCAGAGUGACAGUGACUUGAAUGUAUACACACGCACACGCACACAGUCAAUUUCAGAGGAGAUUAGCUGAAAAUUUGGAAUGACUUGUUAAAAAGAACAAUGUAAAUCAUGCUGCUAAUUCAAUGAGGAAUUUAAAAAGUUGUGCAGUUAUUAUAAAGUGUUCCUUCUUAUCCUACUGGAAUUGACCAUAACAAAAAUAAUAUUAAGCCUUAUUUAUAUCUAAUUAUUGACUGCAAACUGUGACUCAGAGAUUAUUUGUAUGCCAAAAAAGGUUUUAAAAUGGAAAAACUUUUUGACUUAAUAAAGAUAUGUAAAUAAUUUUUAUUAUUCUCAUAAUAAUGAAGUUACUGUUAAUUUGGUGCAAUACAUUUUCCUUAUCAUUUUAAAAUGAAAUAUGAUACAUGUUUUGUUACAUUGAGUGCUACUUUAACACUUUUUCAGUGUGUGUAUAUAUGAACUAAUGUUUGAUGUGUUUCUGUAUAGCAUGAUUGAAAAUAAUAAUUGAAAAUUUUGCACUUUUUUUAGUUCCUUGGAAAUUUGUAUUCUAACACUUUUUAAGAAUGUACAUUUAUUUUGUACAUAAUAAAUUAGCUUUGUAUAUCAGAAUGGGUUUGAAUCAAAUAAAAUAUGGUGUUACUUUCUUUAGUUGAUUUGUAGUCCUCAAUUCAUAGUUUGAUUAGAACUUAGCCUUGGCUAAGUUAUUUGAAUAGGUAAGAAAUUGAACCAAGUAUUUGUUAAGCAGCACAUUGAUUUGCUUCUUUCUCAUAUGGGCAGAAUUUCUGUAGUCCCUUGUGCACAAGAUAUAAGUUAUGUUGGUUAACCAGUUUUUGUCAGAUGUAAAAAUUGAUAUUAAGCAUUUUGUAUUAAAACCACCUCAAAAAUAUUGUUAAAUUUUCCCUAGUAAAUAAAUGAUCAUAAGCCAGAAACUUGUAGUUCAUCAAG
Talpa occidentalis (Iberian mole) is the source of this 14466-nucleotide messenger RNA. RefSeq names its product neurobeachin like 1 (gene NBEAL1). Gene Ontology annotation, biological process: intracellular protein localization. The record is from RefSeq and is a predicted model, not a curated record. Gene Ontology annotation, cellular component: membrane; cytosol. Bases 398 to 8563 code for a protein of 2721 amino acids. Lineage: Eukaryota; Metazoa; Chordata; Mammalia; Eulipotyphla; Talpidae. Gene Ontology annotation, molecular function: protein kinase binding. The transcript has 56 exons.